This is a messenger RNA of Microplitis demolitor, 750 nucleotides long. RefSeq lists its product as uncharacterized. NCBI's taxonomy places the organism in Eukaryota, Metazoa, Arthropoda, Insecta, Hymenoptera, Braconidae. The record is from RefSeq and is a predicted model, not a curated record. Bases 1 to 750 code for a protein of 249 amino acids. The transcript has 3 exons.
AUGUCGGACGAACAAAAAUUAUUUUUGAUUGAAUUUUUGGUUGACAAAGUAAACGUACCGUCAGUACGAGCGAUGCAAGAUGACUUUAUGCCGGCUAAAACCUGCGUAUCUUUUAAAAUUUUAAGUCUUCCCGCGAUAAAUAUUUAUCAAGAUGAUCCAGUAAGUGAGUUUGCUCGCACUGACAAUCAGCAAAUAUUUUGCAAAGGAAAGUCAUGUUUAUUCGCGCUACCAAAUCUCGUACUAGAAAAGCCGCUUCAUUCAUUUCCAGUGACAAUGUCAGUCUACAAAAAACUUCCGGCAGGUGUACUACCAGAUGUGAUGCACAUUGGCGCUCAUCAGCUGGAAAUUAAAGAUCUUAUGAACUCAUUGUUGAGAGAGCAUGUUUUCCAAGGCUCAAAUGUUUCCAAAAAACUCAAAAAUACCUUCACAAUUGAAACAGCGACAGGUCAAUUAGUAGGCAAUGUAACAGUAUUUAUACGCGCUUCAUGUUUUGGAAAAAAAAUAAUAACUCAAUUUGAAAUUCCCUUUAACAAGAAGCCGUAUUUAUUCAAAAGUCUGGAUGACAGCAGUGUCUUUGAGUGCCAGAGAAUACCAUCAAGUGCAUUAACUCCAACGCGAUUUCCCGGUGAUAAGUCUACGAGAAAAGACAAUGGAAGAAAUAAUUAUUAUUCCCGAGUAUCAAAACCUCUUGGUCUCUUCGAGUCAUCAUACAAGCCGACGUUAAUGUUCAAUAAAACGUCAGCUAACUGA